AUGGCGACUGACUUCGGCGGCUUAUACAUCGGCAACGCCAUCCUCUAUGCCCUGUGGAUCAUACCCCUGGUCGUCCUGUGGUUCAUCAGCCUGUGCUCUGCGCGCAGGAAGGGUGAUCCCGCCCGAGGAGGCGUUUCGUGGCUGAAGGCGACGUACCCGAUCUGGAUCAUAGCCUCGAUAUUGUACCUCGUCGUCGCCGGCGUGCGGGCCGCACAAUAUUAUGACCAUCACAUCGACCCGGAUACCUCUUUCCAGUUCGAUCGGGCAGUAACGCACACUGCCAUCACGGCUAACUUCUUCGAAAAUGUCGCCAACAUCCUGCUCUUCGUCACCCUGGUCGAGCUCGCCAGUGGCUUCUUAUACUGCCUGAGCGGCGGCCAGCCCCCGUCCAUCCGCAAAUUCUCCCGCAUCGCCGUGCUGGCCUGGGGCCUCGUCCUGUUCGGCCUGUCCAUUGGCCUGUUUGGCUUUGACCAGUCGACGGCCGUCAGCUUCUAUAGGGCCGCCGCCCCGACGUACGGCCUCUUGGAGGAGGAUUCUUUGAGUUUUGUGCCCGACGAGGUCGCCAUUGAUCGCCUGGGCGGCACCGUCGAUAUCCUCAUGUGGAUCACGAGUAUUCCGGUGCUGGCCUACUCCGCCUACGUUGUGCACCGAACGAAGACCAACCCUGUGCUGCGCAGCGCCGCCAUCCUCCUCCUCGUGGCCAACAUCCUCAACUUCAUCCGCUUGCUCUUCACCAUGGCCAUCGACGCAGCCGCCUUCCUCAGUGACCCCACCCGCGCGGUCAUUGACGGCGAUAUGGUGCCGGCGGCCGUGGGAAUCAUCGUCGAGCCGCUCUUCGACGUGGUCCCCAUGUUCGUCCUGCUGGUCCUGCUCUUCGCCCUCACCAUCCGCAAGGCCGGCGGCCUGUGGUCCCGCCCCCAGCCGGGCUGGACCCCCUACGUCGUCGCCCCCUACCCCGCCGUCGUCCCCGUCGCCUAUGCGCCCCAGCAGCAGCAGCAGCAGCAGGCCGGGGGCGUGCCGGUGCAGACCGCGCCCGUGCCGAUGCAGAUGGCGCCGCAGCCGGGGCAGCCGUUGCCGGCCUAUUUGCAGGUCGCCCAGCAGAAGGCGUGGCAGCAGCAGCAGCAGCAGGCCCAGCAGCAGGCCCAGCAGCAGCCGCAACAGGGAGGGUUCUAUUACCCUGCCCAGCCGCAGCAGCCGGCCGUGCAGCCGCAGCCGCAACAGCAGCAGCCGCAGCCGUAGGACGUUUUGGGAUGGGACAUCGGCUUCGAGGUGUGCGUAUCCGCUUGGAAAGAAUUGGGUUAUCUCGGUAAUAUAGGGUAGGGGAGGGCGAGGGGUCGUUUAUUUCGUUAUUUUAUUCCGUGCUUUGUGGGUACAUGGUUGUGUCGUCGUUACAUACGCGAGCAAGUGUCUGUCUGCUGUUAGCCGAGAUACCAAAUGCGAUUUUCCUGUUGCUAUUUCUUUCGUCCUCACACCGCUAGCAUUUAGGUGGCCGGAUAUUGCAUGUUAUUUCCUUUCAUGGCCACUUGGGAAUCCUAUAUUGGCAGACGAAGUCGAGAUGAAGGGGGCCGGGUAGAGAAGAGGAGUGCAGAGCCGGAGCCAAGUCCGAUAUACUGCGAGCAUCCUUCUGAGCGUUCUUUCGGAUACCACCACCCAAGAUAAAUAUUCUACCUCGGAA
Molecule: messenger RNA, 1675 nt
Organism: Thermothielavioides terrestris NRRL 8126
Lineage: Eukaryota; Fungi; Ascomycota; Sordariomycetes; Sordariales; Chaetomiaceae
Exons: 3
Coding region: 1-1239 (412 amino acids)
Source: RefSeq, a predicted model, not a curated record